GGGCAUCCAGCCCGGCCCCGGCCUGGCACACGCAGCCAGCGGCGGAGGCGGCCGGACCCGCGGGGCGGCGAGCGGCGCAGGAUGCUGGAAGGGCUCCUGGUCUGGACCUGGCUCCUCCUCCCAGGGUGCCGGGCGCUGACGGGCCCCACGGAGGCCAGCGGGCCCCUGGGGGGCACCGUGUCGGUGCCCUGCACCUACCAGCCGGAGCUGGCGGAGGCCGAGAAAUACUGGUGCCGGGGCAGCAGCUGGCUCUCCUGCUCCGUCCUCGUUCAGACGGCGGCCCCCCAGGCUGAGGCAAGGGGGGACCGGGUCUCGCUGCGCGACGACCGCGCUCUGCACGUGUUCGUGGUGACCAUGGAGAACCUGAUGGAGGGCGACGGGGACACGUACUGGUGCGGGAUCCAGCGGCCGUGGUACGACUCCAUGCACGCCGUGCUGGUGUCCGUCCUCCCAGUUCCCACCGCAGCGCCCAGCACGACAGACUACGUCCCCUCCCCGACGCUGGCGAGCACCGUCUCCGCGCUCAACAGCAGCAGCCCACAGGCUGGGGCAGCGCUGGAGCAGGACCGAGCCCCGCGCGGCGCCCCAGACCUGGUGGUCCUGGUGCUGGUGCCGUCCGUCACGCUGGCGCUGCUCCUGAGCAUCGUCGUGGGCCUCAGGCUGAGAAGGGCAUCGCCAGGAAAGACCAGCGGGCCCCGCGGGCCGGGCCGAGCGCCCGCUCCCCAGAACCUCUACGCCAACACCGAGCGGGAGCUCGGCUCGCCCGAGGAGGACUACGAGAACAGCCCGGCUGUGCUCCAGGGCUCAGAAAAGAGACGUGAAGUUUCCUUUUCCAACGCGAGCAGCUCUGCUGCAGAUCCCCAGCCGAUCUACAUGAACGUGCGGCCGCCCGGGCCCUGCUCAGGCCCCCGCCGCCACAAAGCGCAGCGAAAAGGCGCCUGGUGAGCUCCUCUGCUCCCCGGGGCUUAUCUUCCUCCUGCUUUACGAAGCUUUCUGCUUGGUCUCUCCUCGCGCUCCCUCCGGCGGCUGGCAGCGUGGGGACCUCCGUCCCCUUGGAGGUGACGUCUGCGCUCCUGGGGCCAGCUUGGCGCGAGGAGCCUGCGCCUGGCGGAGCUCCUCGGCCCGUGCUGCCCGCCCGGGGCUUCGGCGGGACCCGGGGCACCUUACGGAGACGGGUUUGGGGGCAGACUCGUGGAGCCCCGUUUAAUAAAGCAGCCUGCAAGAGCACGCGGGAAGUCGCGUCCCGGGGGCGUUUCGCUGCCGUCGCCUGCACGUCU
Rhea pennata is the source of this 1277-nucleotide messenger RNA. It is a transcript of the gene CD300LF, whose product is annotated as CD300 molecule like family member f. The transcript is spliced from 6 exons. The coding region runs from base 82 to 945 and encodes 287 amino acids. Gene Ontology annotation, cellular component: plasma membrane. Gene Ontology annotation, molecular function: transmembrane signaling receptor activity. Lineage: Eukaryota; Metazoa; Chordata; Aves; Rheiformes; Rheidae. The record is from RefSeq and is a predicted model, not a curated record.